AUGUAUGAAGCACAAGAGAGUGGUAUACAAGGUGACUGUGAUACUAAGUACACUGUCAAUGAAAAUGGGAGGAAUGAUUGGAUCACCAUUACUAAGACCAAGAAUUUGAUGAAUUGCAAGAAGCAAGUGGUACAGAAUAUUGGAAUGGCCUACAUCCAUGCUCUUCCAUCCUGCCCAGUGAAAAACAGGUUGCUUUCAGGAGCUCUGAUAUCAGAAUACAAAGUGAAAUUUGAAAAUAAUACUAUCCUGAUCAGUAAAGCUGAAGCAAAUGAGCUAUACAAAGUUUCUCCAGGCAGUGAAUUUGACACUCCUGUAAUUUUAGAAGCCAAACAAGAGCUUAUUCUGACUGGGGUGAAAGCUGAAAAACCUCAACAGCGGCAGAAGCCUCAGAAAGGACGACAACAACAAGCAGUCUGGCCACAGGAUGAGGACCAUGAAAACAUUUAUUAUGAAUUUUCAGACCAGCCCCAGAUGGCAGGUCAUAUGAUAGUGACUGACAACAUUCCACAGCAGAUUAUGGAAAAAAUGCAAGAAUUAGCCCAGAGCAACCCAGCAGGCAGCAAAGCAGACAAUGCUAAAAAGUAUCUACAGGUCAUCGAACUGGUCCGUAGAGGAAGUUUUAAUGACCUGGCCACUGUUUUACAGCAGGUUGAAAGUCAGCCCCGUGUCAGGUUUGCUCUGCUGCAUGUAGUUGCUAUGGCUGGCAGUGAUAGUUCACUGGAGCUCCUCAAAACUGCAGUCCAUGACCAGAAACUGGAAACCUAUGAACUACUCCCACUUAUUCCCACAGCCUUCCACUUUGCAACCCCUAAUGAACGUGCCGCUUCAUUGGCAGCAGAAAUAAUUGCCAGCCCCAAAAUCAAGAAUGAACCCUGGCUUAAAAUGGGAGCUAACAUGGCAUACGGAGCUCUGGUUUCCAGGUGUAUUGCUCAGUCUCCAUCUAGGGCCAACGAUCUUCUCAAGCAUCUUCAUGAUCGCUUAACUGAUGCAACCCAAAGCGGAGAUGAACAAGAAAUUAUAUUAUGUUUGAAGUCCCUUGCCAAUGCAGCUCAUGGAAACAGCUUGAAGCCCCUCAAGAAAAUCCUGCUUGCACGUAACAAAUAUACAGACCAAAUUCAAGUGGAAGCUGUUUUGGCCAUAAGACAGGCAGCCAGGAUGGACCCGAAGACGGGGCAAGAGAGUCUCAUUGUACCCUUUAUGGACCGUGAAUAUUGUACUUUGGCUCGAAUAAUGGCUUGUGUCAGCCUCUUGGAAAUGAAUAUUUCUCUCCCUCUGGUAGUAACAAUGGCUGAAGUGGCAGCCAAUGAUAAUGAUGUGCAGUUUCAGAGAUUUGUAAUCGCUCACAUGAAUGAGGUAGCAGGCCUCCGGGUCCCACAGUAUGCUGAAGUGUCUUCCGCUUGCAAGUUUGCCCUUAAACUUCUGAAGAUCCGGUCUUUCAAAAUGCAGAAUUAUUACAGCAAACCAAAGAUAUUUAAGUUCUAUGACAGCCAGCACGGAAUUGGAUUUGUUGAAAAAGUUAUCACAGAGGGCGCUGUCAAAAAUACAUUCCCCUCAAGUGCAAUGUUAACCACACAACUACUGCUUCCUGGUGGAACAGCUAAUCUGUUUGAGGCUCGUUUUGGAGCUGGUGUCCUCGAGGAACUUUUGAGGGGCAAAAGCCAAUUUAAUCAGAAGAUAAGCAAGACUGAAAAAGCGGUGCCAGGAGCAUAUUCUGAAAGCCAAGAUCAAUUUCUCAGUUUCAGUAUGUUUGACAAAGAAAUUGCCUAUCUCCCCAAAGCUGAGAAGACUCUGCGUGAAGAAUAUUAUCAGCCACUGAUCGAAACAGCUCUCAGAAAAUUCCAAGAACUUCCUAAUGGCAUUUCUGUACAAGCUAUCAGUCCAGUGGCAUUUGCAGAGAUUCGACGCAGGUUUCCUAACAAUCUUGGUGUGCCAUUAGAAGUAGGUGCCACUGUCAUGUUCAUGGCAGAUAUCUCAGGAAAUGUUCGUGCACAGGUGCCUCAUACUGUGGAUUCCAAUUUCAAACUAUCAGAACUGGUCUCACUAAGACUUUCAGCUGACAUUAAUGCUGUGUAA
Messenger RNA from Gekko japonicus, 2073 nucleotides. Its product is annotated as vitellogenin-2-like. The transcript has 15 exons. Lineage: Eukaryota; Metazoa; Chordata; Lepidosauria; Squamata; Gekkonidae. Gene Ontology annotation, molecular function: lipid carrier activity. Bases 1 to 2073 code for a protein of 690 amino acids. Gene Ontology annotation, biological process: lipid transport. The record is from RefSeq and is a predicted model, not a curated record.